AUGCCUAAAGAGCAGUAUAUGUGCCAAUUAUGUGCAAAUCAUGGGAUUUUUAAUCAACCAAAGAAGGGACACAAACAGAAAUGUCCAUACAGAACGUGUCCAUGCUCUUUAUGUGCAUUAAAUACCAAACGACGAGCAUUAGAUCAAAUUGAAAGGCAAUUAAAGCACACAAAUGAACCAAUGACAGGACAAACUGCAACAUCAAUGGCAAGUCCAACACCAGAAUGUCCAUUAUCGCCUACUACACCAAAAAUGACUCCUCAUACUCCAACAUCAGGAAAAGACACUUUCAGGAACAGUAUAUCCAGUAGCAACAUGGCUUUUACGGUUCAACUUCCCGCCACAAUCACAAAAAAAGAAUUGAAACUGCUUCGUCGCGACGAUACUCCCCUUCAAAAUUCCCUAGAACGUCCAUUCCCAAGAAGUAUUGAUGAAGCAAUAGAAACUAUAAAGAAAGAGAAAAUGAGCAGUAUUUUUCAUUCGGCUGAAAUGUUAGCUGUUGGAGAAUCUGCCACGUCAUUGAUCUAGUCAUUUCUGCUGAUAUCAUUCUUUUUUUGUUUCACUAUCGAUUUGAAAAUCAAAUGUUUUCCAAAAAUUUUGAUUUCAAAGAAAACAGUUUUCUUUCCCCCGAGAUUUUGCUGU
This is a messenger RNA of Caenorhabditis elegans, 642 nucleotides long. It is a transcript of the gene mab-23, whose product is annotated as DM domain-containing protein mab-23. Gene Ontology annotation, molecular function: sequence-specific DNA binding. Gene Ontology annotation, biological process: regulation of DNA-templated transcription. The transcript is spliced from 5 exons. The coding region runs from base 1 to 528 and encodes 175 amino acids. The record is from RefSeq and is marked reviewed. Gene Ontology annotation, cellular component: nucleus. Lineage: Eukaryota; Metazoa; Nematoda; Chromadorea; Rhabditida; Rhabditidae.